Molecule: messenger RNA, 837 nt
Organism: Macrosiphum euphorbiae (potato aphid)
Lineage: Eukaryota; Metazoa; Arthropoda; Insecta; Hemiptera; Aphididae
Source: the annotation of a GenBank genome assembly
AUGACGUCCAAAAAUAAAUGUUUAACACUAAAUGAAAAAAUUAAACUAAUUGAGUCAAGUGAAAAAGAUAAAUUAACAGUAAAACAAAUUUGUGAACUUUUCAAAUGUGGAAAAAGUCAAGUGUAUAAUAUAUUAAAGCAAAAAAAUGAAAUAAAAGAACAAUGGAUGAAUGGAAAUGGGCGAAUGAAAAGAAAACCAAAAUCCAACGCUAAUGAAGAAAUUAAUAAUUUGACUUGGGAGUGGUUUGUAAGUGCUAGAGCAAAAAAUAUACCAAUUUCUGGACCAAUUAUACAGACUAAAGCACGCCAAAUUGCUGAACAAAUGUCAGUCACCGAAUUUAAAGCAUCGAAUGGCUGGUUGGAAAGUUUUAAAAAUCAACAUAAUAUUGUUUGGCAUCAAAUUUGCGGUGAGUCAAAUAGUGUCGAUGUUAAAAAUGUUGAUGAAUGGAAGGUGAAAGUAAAAUUAAUUAUUGAAGGAUAUGAACCUAAAAAUAUUUAUAAUGGUGAUGAGACGGGUUUAUUCUUUCGCGCAUUACCAAGUAAAACACUAUCAGUGAAAAGUGAAGAGUGUAAAGGUGUGAAACCUUGCACUUCAAUAGACGUUGAACAAUCCAGUUCCGAAGACGAAACAGAUAAUGUACCAUUGCACGGCAAUGAUAUUAAAACGUAUAAGAACGCCCUCCAUGAAAUAAAACGAUUAGAAAUGUUCGCAUUGGAUCAAAAUAAUGAAAAUGAACUUCUUGAAUCAAUUCUCAACUUGAAAAAUUUAGUAGAAAAGAAAAUGGCAAGUCAAAUAACAAAACAAAAAACAUUGGAUGAAUUUUGGAGUAAAAUAUAA